GCUGGAGUAGUGCAUCAACGCGUCUUCUCUCUUUCAGCCGAUCAAUUAAUAAAGGGAAUGACGACGUUUUGGGAUCGGGCACACCAUCGUCAUGGUGCGCCGAUCCCAAGAUAUAAAAUGCCUGAAGAUAAUAUUCUUGCCGUGAAUCCUGUGAAGGUUUGCUGGGUAGAGUAUGAAGGUGGAUUUAGCUCGAAUCGAGCUCGGCUCGAGUUCGAGCCCGAAUUAUUUAACUCGUCCAAGUUGGAGAUCGAACUCGAGUUCGUGAAUUCUUAUCAAGCUCCAGCUCAAGCUCAAGCAUACUCAUAUUCGAGCUUGGCUCAGCUCGUUUGCGGUCUUUGCACCCCUAGUCCUCGCCUAGCUCCGCCCUAGUUGCAGCACCGGAUUCUGAAUCUUCUUGAUGACCAAACCUGCAGCCGCCGCCGCCGGCGGUCAUGCAUUCUUUCUUCGAUGGGUGAGAAUCUUUUUCUCCUUCUUCAAUUUUAUAUUCAGGGGAUUUCCUUUUCUUGCCGCCUAUCAUGGCUGUCGCGCGGCCGACGUUCUCCUUUCCGGCGUCGAAUAUGGCUUUGGCGGCGGUGGGGUCGGGAGGCCAAGUCUCCGUCUUGCCGUCGGGGCCCACAAUGACGAUGGCGAGUUUGAUGUCGCAGAGCGUUUCCAGCUCUCUGGUUUUCUUGAUGAUGGAAGCCGCUCUCCUCUGGUAACACAUCUUCCUGAGCCUGUUCGCCAUUCUUUCUCUCAGACAGUUUAGAGUUCUGAAUUCUUUCUCUCGUGUAGCGCCUUUUAUUAUUUUGAAAGUUAGGGAAAUCACAGUCGGUAAUUGACUGGAGCCCAAGCUUCAAU
Cuscuta europaea is the source of this 837-nucleotide messenger RNA. Lineage: Eukaryota; Viridiplantae; Streptophyta; Magnoliopsida; Solanales; Convolvulaceae. The record is from the annotation of a GenBank genome assembly.